AUGCGUGGUGAAGUAUGCAUAGAUGGUGUUUUGUAUUUUGGAGCUGUGUUGAGACGAUAUUCAGUGAUAGUUUGCUUCGACGUCAGGUCUGAGAAAUUCGACUUUGUUGACAUUGAUGAAGACAUGUUUGAAGAGUAUAAAUGUUUUGAUGAUGGUUAUUUGGCUUUGUUCAACUACAAAGGUAAAUUAGGUAUAUGUCACAAAAGAGCAGAUUUUGAUAGAGUUGUGUUGUGGGUUCUAGAAGAUGCUGCAAGUCAUAAAUGGUCUAAUAUAGUCUACGGGUUGCCUACUUCAGUCAAAGAGAAACGGUUCGUUGGAAUGACUGCUACAUGUGAAAUCCUGCUAUCGUACCGCUACAGCUUAAACAUUUACCGCGUUUACUUCUACAAUCUCGAGACGAAAUCCUUUACAACACUCGAUUUUCAGGGGUUUGAAGAGUUUAAGUAUCAUAUACCUAUAAACACCUUUGUAGACUAUGUGGAGAAUCUGAAGUUUCUGUGA
Molecule: messenger RNA, 501 nt
Organism: Microthlaspi erraticum
Lineage: Eukaryota; Viridiplantae; Streptophyta; Magnoliopsida; Brassicales; Brassicaceae
Source: the annotation of a GenBank genome assembly